AUGUUGACUCUGCUUCUUGCCAAGAUUACAGAGAUGCACCCGGUGUUGUCAACCAUGGCAGCCUCGUCGGUCCGCAGACAAAUCAGCGGGGUGAUGGGCUCGACCUCGUUGGCGUGUUGGAUAGUGCUCUUGAUGCCGCAAUUGAUCGAGCAAUGGCGGUUGAAAUCAGCCGAAGGGAUCGCGAUCGGGUUUAUCUCUAUUUGGUUUUUGGGGGACUUGUUCAAUCUCGUUGGUGCGAUAUGGGCUCGCUUAUUGCCCGAGGUGAUAUUUCUUGCCGUGUGGUUUUGCAUUGCUGAUUCCUUGAUGAUUGCAAGUUAUAUUUAUUAUACCAAGAUAUACAGGCCCAAGAGCAAACACCACCAUCAUCACCACCAUCAUCACCACCAGGAAGGUGAGCUGGCAAGAGAGGUAAUUGAGACAGAAGUGACUCCACUUGUGCCUAAACGCAGCAGGAGAAGCAGCACGUUGACCGACAUUGCUUUGGAGCCAGAGCAGCAUUCCGUGUUUGUCAAGUACGUUCUUCCAAUUAUCUUUGUCGUGGGGGCAGGUGCGUUGGGCUUUCUUUUAUCUGGAGGAGACUCGCAGCCAUCGAACCCCGACCACCCUUCUGCGCCAACACAACCACAACCACCAAAGGACUCGAUCCAGUUGGGGCCUCAGAUUAUGGGAUACUGCUCGGCGCUCCUCUACUUGGGCGCACGUAUCCCGCAGAUUGUGCAAAACUACAAGAGGAAAUCAGUAUAUGGAUUGAGCUUGCUUUUCUUUCUUUUUUCAACGUUGGGUAACUUGACUUACGCCGGCCAGAUUUUGUUUUAUAGAAACGACUGGCAGUAUGUCAUUUUGAACAUGAGUUGGCUCUUGGGCAGUUUGGGGACGAUUUUCGAAGAUAGUGUUAUAUUUAUCCAGUUUUACAUGUACAGGGACAACUCGGUGGUGGAUGAAGGUGCCUAG
Lodderomyces beijingensis is the source of this 951-nucleotide messenger RNA. The record is from the annotation of a GenBank genome assembly. NCBI's taxonomy places the organism in Eukaryota, Fungi, Ascomycota, Pichiomycetes, Serinales, Debaryomycetaceae.